AUGCGGGACUGCCCGGGCCUUAAAGCUCCCUGCGACUGCGCCCGGGCAUCACGGCAGCGGGGCCUGGGGGAGCCCCCCUGGCAGUGUGUGGAGCGUGACCUGCGCAGCCAGAUGGGCUCCGAGCGCGGCCUGGUUGAGGAGUACGUGGAGAAGAUGCCGAACCCUAGCCUCAAAGCAUUUAAACCUGUCGACCUGGGUGAUCUGAAGAGGAGGAACACACAGGAUGCAAAGAAGUCCUAAGGCGGGUCCUCCCUGUGGAUCGGCUGGUCUCCUAAGGUCCUCAAGCAGAUUUAAUUUGAGAUUUUGUGUUGAUUUCCUCCUCUGGUCUGUACUCCCAAAAGCCCGCGGGAGAGCCAGUCAGCUUUGGGGCUGGCUCUGAAGCUACCUGAAAUCAAAGAUGCUCAGGGGCUCACUGAGGAUGCCCAGAGCCUGUUGCAAAGGAUUCCAGCCCCUCACUCAUAGCUUUCUCUGGCCUCAAGCUGUCCUUCCCCACUUCAUGCUGGGCUCACAGAUCUCCCGUUCUCCUUCCAUCUCUGCCCCUGGUGCGUUGAGUAUGUGGGCUCCCUGGGCUCUGGUGCGUGGCAGGGCAGAGCAGAGGGGCUGUGUUGUCAGUAGAGGCAGCGCUAGUUCUCCGCUCCCUUCUGUGCACCAUGGAUCCACAGUUGCUGGGGCGGGCCAGGGGCAGAAGGAAGGAGAGUUGGUUCUGUCCUUGCGCCUCGGGACAGACAGGCAACCCCAGUUCAACACCUUUCGUGCAGCUGACUGCUGGGCAGGUCACAGUGGCUGUUCCUUGCUCCCUUGUGGGAGGGCUUAAUUUGUACCUGGGUUGCUAGUGCUUGGGACUCAUCAGUGUUGCCAGAGCUCGUGGGUCCGUAUCCAAGGCUGGAUUUUCCUUGUGCUUAGAUUGGGCCAGAUCCCUGUAGUGCUGGAGAUGGAGCUGCUCCACUCUCCCUGCGGAGGGAGAGAGACGGGGUGUCAGCACUGGCCCCAGGCACCUGAGAGGUGCUCGGAGGGCGGCACUGGGCCGCAUUCAGCCCCCCCGGCCUCAGUGCUCUGGCAGCUCCACGGGAGGUAGCGGCAGUGGGGGGCGGCUGGUGUUGACUGUGCGGAAAGAAGCUGGUUGGCAUCCUUGCCUGAGCAGCGCCGUCCUGUUCUAUACUAACACCAUUUUCCAGACGUGCACCCUUGGGAGAGAUCUGGCCUCCACAGCUGGCAGAAAUGUCACUGCGUGGGGGCUGCCGUAGUUGGUGUAACUCACCCCCGGGGGGGGGCUUUC
Aptenodytes forsteri (emperor penguin) is the source of this 1276-nucleotide messenger RNA. RefSeq names its product MAPK regulated corepressor interacting protein 1 (gene MCRIP1). Lineage: Eukaryota; Metazoa; Chordata; Aves; Sphenisciformes; Spheniscidae. The record is from RefSeq and is a predicted model, not a curated record. The transcript has 3 exons. The coding region runs from base 1 to 240 and encodes 79 amino acids.